Molecule: messenger RNA, 1072 nt
Organism: Paramecium pentaurelia
Lineage: Eukaryota; Ciliophora; Oligohymenophorea; Peniculida; Parameciidae
Source: the annotation of a GenBank genome assembly
UAUGUUUGGAUAUAAACUCUUCACAAUAGUAAGAGAAAAAACUGUUGUUAUUGUAGAACAAUUAGGAAAAUAUCACAGAACCUUACAACCUGGUUUAAACUUCCUUAUUCCACUCAUUGACAGAGCAGCAUACACUUAAUCCUUAAAAGAAGAAAUCUUACCUAUUGAAAAAUAAUAAGUUAUAACUAAAGAUAAUGUUGCCAUUCAUCUUGAUGGUAUAGCAUUUAUUCGUAUUAUUGAUCCAUUUAAAGCAUCUUAUUAGGUAUAUUACUAUAUUCAUUUAAAUAGGUAAGUGAACCAUAAAAUGCUAUUAAAUUGUUGUGUCAAACUAUACUUAGAUCAGAAAUAGGUAAAUUAAAAUUAGAUCAACUCCUCUAAGAACGAUCUGCAUUGAAUCGUGCUUUGUAAAGUGGUCUAAGUAAGGCUGCAGCAGAAUGGGGUUACACUAGUUUGGGGGUUGAAAUAUUACAAAUUGAUAUACCAGAAGAAAUAAGAGUUUCAAUGUAAGCCUAAGUUGUUGCUGAAAGAAAUAAAAGAAGAGAAAUUUUAGAAAGUGAAGGCAAACAAAUUAGCGAAAUCAAUAUUGCUACAGGUGCAAAAACUGCUGCCAUUAAAAUUGCAGAAGGAGAUGCUGAAGCAGUUAGACUUGUUUCAUAAAAUGAAGCUAAAGCCUUAAAUUAAAUUGGUGAAGCUCUAUAAGAAUAAUCUAAAAAAAGAGUUUUAGAUUAUAUACUUUUAUAACAUUACUUAAAAGGAUAUUCAAGCAUUUUGAAAUCAUCCAAAGUAGUAGUUGUUCCUAAAGGAAAAGAUGGAUAAGGAAAUGAUUUUAUGAGUUUGGCUGCUAUGAUGAUGUUCAAUAAUUAAAAUUCUCCAGUUUAAAAAAUUAGAGAAGUUCCCUAAAAGCCUAUAGAUGUAUCUAGUAAUUCUACAGCUUCAUAAACUGAAAUAAGUAAGUUAACUUAAGAAUAAUUGGAUAAUCUUAUUAAAAAGAAUGUUUAUUAUAAUGAUCCAAGGUAUUGAUUUAAAUAAUCUUAGACUAUAUUCAGAUGAUGAGGAAAAAAGAACACAUUGA